Messenger RNA from Sorex araneus (European shrew), 7039 nucleotides. RefSeq names its product Myb/SANT DNA binding domain containing 3 (gene MSANTD3). NCBI's taxonomy places the organism in Eukaryota, Metazoa, Chordata, Mammalia, Eulipotyphla, Soricidae. The transcript has 4 exons. The coding region runs from base 456 to 1283 and encodes 275 amino acids. The record is from RefSeq and is a predicted model, not a curated record.
UGCCUCAGUGGCAGCGUUGUGCAUUCAUUGGCUGGGCUCGGGGCCGGGCCAGGUGGGCCCAGCGCCCGCCCUCGGAGCGCACAACCUGGGCGGAGACACGCGCGGCGGCCAAUGGAAGCAGCAACCCCCCGCCCUGCACAGCUCGGCGCUGAGCCCCCGCGGCGGAGGCCCGGGCGUGCGAGUGACCCGGAGCCCCCGAAGGAAGGGGCGCGCUGUCCCCCCGGGGCCGCGGCCCGCGCCCACUCCCGAGCCGCCGGCCUCCCCGCGCCCGUGACCAAUGCGUCCUUUUGUUGGUGUUCAUGGAAACCCAGCCCAGCGUGGCAGGUCCUUCGGGAGCGAUUCCGCCAAGGGUUCACUCCUGGCGUGGCUUGGGGUAUCAUAUGUGGUACUGGGGAUCGAACCUGGCUCCGUCGCUUGCAAGGCUAGCUAACGGCCAGGACAAAACAUAGUAGAAAAUGCAAAACAACGAAAUUAUAAAACCUGCCAAAUACUUCUCGGAAUUGGAAAAGAGCAUCCUGCUUGCUUUAGUCGAAAAGUAUAAGUAUGUGCUGGAAUGUAAGAAAAGUGACGCCAGAACUAUCGCUCUCAAGCAACGUACCUGGCAGGCCCUGGCCCACGAGUACAACUCCCAGCCCAGCGUGUCGCUGCGGGAUUUCAAGCAGCUGAAGAAGUGCUGGGAGAACAUCAAGGCUCGGACCAAAAAAAUCAUGGCCCACGAGAGGAGAGAGAAAGUGAAGCGGAGCGUCAGCCCGCUUCUGAGCAGCCACAUGCUGGGGAAGGAGAAGAUCGCCAGCAUGCUGCCCGAGCAGCUGUACUUCCUGCAGGGCCCCCCUGAGGAGGAGCCCGAGUACCACCCUGAUGCCCUUGUCCAAGAAUCAUUUGCUGUUUCAAAUAGAGAACUGUGCGAUGAUGAGAAAGAGUUCAUACAUUUUCCAGUAUCUGAGGGGACCUCUCAACCCGAACCCUCAUGUUCAGCUGUCAGAAUAACAGCCAAUAAAAACUACAGGAGCAGAGCUUCUCAGGAAGGUGCUUUAAAAAAGAUGCAUGAGGAAGAACAUCAUCAACAAAUGUCCAUCUUACAACUGCAGCUGAUACAAAUGAAUGAGGUGCAUGUGGCCAAACUCCAGCAGAUAGAGCGAGAGUGUGAGAUGGCAGAGGAGGAACACAGGAUAAAAAUGGAAGUUCUCAAUAAAAAGAAGAUGUAUUGGGAAAGAAAACUGCAAACUUUUACCAAGGAAUGGCCUGUUUCCUCAUUUAACCGGCCCUUUCCCAAUUCACCCUAAGACUUUCGGGGAUGGGGGGGCGGCCCUUGUAAUUAAUCUGUGUUGGCAAAGAAAGCCUGGAACAUGAACUUGCGGUCAGUAACCUGUAACUGGAGCUACAACUAGGAAAAUUAGAGCGGUAGUAGUCACUUAUUUAAGAAUACAUUCAGGUAAACAGCUACAUCUAUGUACCCUUUACGUGGCAAAGAAGCUGUUAGAGUCUCCUGAAAAGUCUCACUGAGCACUAUAAUUCUGAAUGAAAUGUCUGUUAAUUAGAAUUCAUACAGGAACCAUGUGUGAGUGUUAUUGAUUUUUAUUUUAUUUUAUUUUUUUAUCAAAUGCAAGUGUGGCUAAAGGAGUGUGGCUGAUCUUUUUAUUCUUAUUUUAAACCAGCCAGCCGGACCUUUCUCUCCCCAUGAGCGCCCUCCCGUUGAACAUAGCUAUCCUGAGAAGCCACCGGGUUCCCAGGCCAAACUGUUGCUCAGAACUUGUUUGUUCCAGGUCAUGGGAUUACCUCUGUGGGAACCACAGUAUUUUUUCCACUUUUUCUGUGCAUUCUGUUGUUCCUGUUUUCCUCUGAGUGAGAAGUUUCUGUUGGUCAGCAGCCCAGGACUUGGAAAUAGAGGCUCAUAACGGCCUCUGCAGGCCUUUUUCUAAGGAGGAGUUCCAAAUAACGUCUCCACUAGUGGGAUCUUUGUUGGAAUGUAAGAAUCCAUGUCACUAGCUGGAGGGAGAAAUGUUCAUUUAGAGUUCUACAUUCUGUCACUUUUUGUUGUACUAAAACAAACUACUUGGAAUUUGAUAGUCACAACUGUAGAUGUUUCUCAAAGGUGCUCGGUCCACCCCUGCGCUCCAGGUCUGGCCUUCUCGCUGGACUUUCCUCCCAAUUUUGUACAACCAAGUCAGUAGUUUUCCCUCUUUAAUCUUGAGUCCCCUAAGGAAAGGCUCUUCCCUCCCCAUGCUCAUGGUGCUAGCUCAUAGUAAUGCUAUGUAUUUUGCGUUACAUAGUUAGUAUUGGGCAUUUAAAGGAUGCAUUGCCAGGGCUGGAAAGAAAGUACAGUGGGUAAGGCACUUGCCCUACAUGCAGCGGACCCAGAAUUAUUCCCAACACCAUUUAUGGUUUCAUGUAGUCCCCAAAAUCAUGCCAGGAGUGAUCCCUGAGCUCAGAGCGAGGGUCCUGAGCACAGCUGUUUGUGACCCCUUCUCCCAAAUAAAUGGACUGCAUUGCUAACAGAUUAGUAGUAGAUAAAUAUUUGAGCUGUGACAUUCUCCUGUAGCCCACGAUUAAGAACAGCCCUGGGAGCUGGGCAUAGCAGAGGCUGAAGAAGUAAUGUCACACUGAAGUGCCAAGGCAGGCUAAAAAUUCCUGGGAAUGAAAUUUCCAGGCCAGGUACUAAAAAAGGCAGAUUCUAUAGAAAAGAUUUAGGAUUAGGCACCAAGGCCUGAAUUCUGAGUUUGUUUUUUUUUCUCAAGAUACCGUUUGACCAUGGGAACUCCUUUUUCUCCUUGACUAUCAUGUUGUUUGCCCACAAAAUAAGAAAAUUGGUCUAGAAAAUGUUCAGAUUCUAUUACCACUUCUUGCUUAUGAUGUGAUGUUCAUGGUCUUGCAGGGGUACUUUGAAGUCCUGAUUGCCCAAUGGCAUGGGCCAAUAUGGAGCAGUUUAGCACAUCAGAGAAGCCUUUUCCUUCCUAAUAUUAAAAUUUGGGUCCUGUGGACUGUAACUCCAGGAAGGCAUACCUAAGCUCAUUGUUUAUGUGCUGUAUAAAACUAUAAACUGAAUAUCAAAUUAUUUUAUACCUGGAUGACAUUUUCAGAGGAGUUGGCUAUUUGAAGCAAUCCUGUGAAGGUUAGUCUUUAAAAGGAAGGAUCCUUUACUAAGGACUUACUUUCUUAAUCUGGACCCUUUAGAGAAGAAGUUCCAAGCUUAAAUGGUUUAUGGGGAGCAGAAUUUGACACUCCUACCUCGUCUGGAUUAAGGCAGAACAAUGACCCUCAACACAGAUGUGAACUGAGAUAGUUUGCCUUUGCUUCUCUUUGAUCUAUUGAAAAUCUCACCAAUAUAUGCAGUCUCGAGUGGGGCCUGAGAUUUUUCUAUUCCUUAAAAGUGCCAUGGUCAGAAUAGUUCUUAUUUGGUCCCAGCACUUCUGUGUAGCUAACACGGUUUUAGAAGAGCCUGUGAAGUUUUACUUAACAUUUUCAAAAAAAUUAGGGAGGGGAAAGGUACAUGUUUGUGUAUAACGGAGUGCCUGCUAUUAUUCUUCCUUAAACAAUUUACCACUUAAGCAAACAAACAGCAAUGUAGAACAACACUCGCACAAAAAUGUUCAUACAUAUAAUGGUACUAUAAAAAGCAUUGAACUAAUUCCUAACUGAGCAAAUAAAGGAUAAUUAAACCAGCAGCCUAAAGCAUCUUGCCCUACUGUUAAUGGUAUUUAUGAGUUUAUAGCAGUAGUUUUCAGCAUUGGCUAUGCAUUAGAAACAGUAUUUUGUAAAUAAUCACGCCCGCUGUGUCCAAUUCACAGAGGGUUCUGAUUUUCUUGCCCUCAGUUGGGAUUCUCUUUUUCAGCGCUCUAGGGAUUUAUGAUGUUUAAUUUGUAUUGAGUAUUGCUGAUGGGAGUUCAGAAACGGGUUGCAUUUGAUCCUAACCCUGCAAGGUCGGGCAGGUGUGAGGAAAAGAAAAACUUGGAAUCAGACUGGGAGCUGGUGAAUGACAGAGCAGUACCUGAGUCCCAGGUCUGUUGACUCCAGGACACAUAGUUCCACAUAUCUGCCCUCGUCCCAUCCUUGAAAUGAUCUCAUAGGUCUGUUUUAUCCUGACAGCCACGUCACUUCUCCAGGGCACUUAAAGUGAGGGUCUCUGUUCAUAAACAGGGCAUCCCAAUUUAACUUUUGCAACUAUUUCUUAUCCAGGUUUGCACUAUUUCUUGAUAGAUAUUGUAGGGAAUAAAAAACAACAGACACAGUUCACCAUCUUUCAAUCUGCCAAACCAUGGCCACAGCCCAGUAGGAGGGGUAGGGUUCUAUACACCUGUCAAUCCUAGACAAGUAUAUGUUUUCAAGUGCAUUUGGAACUCAGAUCAGAGAACUUGGAGGACAAGGAAGGCUCCCCAGGAGAAGUGGCAUUUGAGUAAAGGCUUGGAGAUGGAGAUUCAGAAAGGGGGAAGAAUGUAAGCAUAUGCGAGGACCUAUUAAGAUUCAGGAUGCCAGGGAUGUGGCUCAAGCAAUGAAGCACAGGAUCCAGAGUGGGGGGGGGGGGGCUUUGAUUCCUGGCACCACUGGGUAUAGUCCUGAUAGUUCCCAAGCAGUUCCAGGAGCGCCACCCAAGGAGAACAAGGUGAUGAGAGGCAGGCAAUAAAAUUGGGAGGCAGGGAUACCAAAGUCGACAGGAAAAGGAUCUGAAUUGUGUGUGGUCCCGGAAGAAGACUUGAAGAUGAAACCAAGUUCAGAGAAGAUGGGAGGCUGGGAAUGAAGGUGGGAGGGUUGGGGUCUGGUUAGAGUGAUAUAACAGGAUCAUGAGUUGUCGGGGAGGGAAUGGCUGGGCCCUAUUCCCGUGAAGUUAGGGUUGGCAGCUGAUUGCUUCUGUUGAAGGGGAGCAAUAAGGCUUUAGAGAGCUGCAAGGAUUCUGUCGCCAGUUGAGAAAAAAAAAGGAGGAACCCAUGCCUUUCUGACUGGCUGCUCUUGGGAGAGGACUUCACACCAGCAUGUGUGACUCCCCCGAGAGCCUCGGACACCAGCUCUCCAGUCUGUGUCCUUCUGCCUCGCGAGCUGCCUGUGCUGCCUUUUCCCCUGUUCAUCUGGUGCUCGGUUGCAGGGAGGCCCAAACUGAUUUGACCCACCACCCACCCCUUUUCAGAAAUAAGUAAAAUCACUCUGCACCUCCUUGUUUGUUUUUUUCUCCCUUGCUUGCUUUUUAGCCACACGUGGCGAUGUUCAGGGGUUACUCCUGGUGGCUCUGUACUCAGGAGUCACUCCUGGCAAUGCUCAGGAGGCCAUAUGAGAUGCUGAAGACUGAAUCCAGGUGGGCCACAUGCAAAGCAAGCACCUUACCCGCUGUACUAUCAUUCCAACCCCACUCACCUCCUGGAAAUCUGGAAAUCCUCCUUUAAGCGAACAAACACAAAGUGCCCCUCAGUUGUGCCCCAGACUACUCCCGCAUCUGUCCAGCAAUAUUUAGGACUGUCAUGCUGGGUCCUUGUCAUUCAACUGUGCUGUCUCUGUCACCAUUUUCUCCAUCAUAGCUAGAGGUACAUCAGUCACUGUCUCUUACAACUUCACACUGGAAAGAACAGGAAAAGUUACAUACACUGAGCUUCAGUUUUCUUUUCUUUUUAAGCAAUUAAAAAAGACCACAACUAUUUCUGGUCCCACAACUUUCAGGGUUGUUCUUUUUGUUUGUUUCUGGUCUAUGUUGUACAAAGGAGCAAUGACUACUGAGAGGGCCUGAUAAUUCUUGCGCAUGCCCUUUCACAAAACUCAAGAGGAGGGGCUGGAGCGAUAGCACAGCGGGUAGGGCAUUUGCCUUGCACGCAUUCUCCCAGGUUUCAUUCCCAGCAUCCCAUAUGGUCCCCUGAGCACCUCCAGGAGUAAUUCCUGAGUGCAAAUCCAGGAGUAAACCCCUGUGCAUCGCUGGGUGUGACCCAAAAAGCCAAAAAAGAAAAACCUCAGAGGAAUCACUACCCUAUAAUGGGCAUUAAAAAAAAAAUCAGAGAAUAGUGUUAGAAUUUUGCAGGGAAAAUCUUAAAAUGCAUUCUGUAUCUUCCAACAGAAAGGGAGUGGGGAAGAGAGAGGGGAGAGAGAGAGUGAGAGAGAGAGAGAGGGAACAUGUGGGAGCUGGCAUUUGGACUUUUGGAGUGUUGGGUCUCUGUAGUGUUGGGUCAGUUACCCAGUACUUGGUCUGGAGGAGUUGGGGGAGGAGGGAAGGAAUGGGGUCUGUCUGUCUCCGGGAAUGUCAGAAGCUGGGAGUUGGCUCAGCAAUAUAUUGCCAAGAAUCACCAUUUUUAGUCUCAUUGCCGAAUGUCUGACCCUGUGGAGUGACACUUCAGUGACAACAUUCCUUUCUUCUUCUUCUUGUUCUUCUUCUUCUUGUUCUUCUUCUUCUUCUUUUUUUUUUUUGCUUUGGACACCACCUAGCAAUGCUCAGGGGUUACUCCUGUCUGCACUAAGGAAUGACGCCUGGUGGGCUAAAGGAUAUGGGAUGCUGGGGAUCAAACCCUGGUCAGCUGCGUGCGAGACAAGUGCCCUACCCUCUGUACUAUCUUUCUGGGCCCCUGCGACAUUCCUUUCUCAAAACCCACUUCUCCGAGAUUGCUCCUUUUGAUUUUUGUAUUUUCGUUUCCAUCCUCCUUUCCUGCCCGUCUCCCCAAGUUCUUCCACACCCACAUUAGCUUCCGCUUGUCCCCGUUUUGAGAUUGAGGUCAUGAACACAUAGGGGAGCAAGACUUGCCAAAGGACAAUUCAUUCACCCUCUGGACUCCUAAGGUGAGGUGUAGCCUUACACUUGCUAGACUCCCCACCACUAGCUUCACCUGCGGCGUGCUGGUGGCCUUCGUGGGGGUGGGACUCAGAAGGCAUGUCACAAGAGGGGGUUGCCAGUGACCCGUCAAGGCAGCAAAUUCUUUCCCUGAUUGUGCCAUAUAUUAUGCCCUUCCACAAAUUUACUAUCUGCCUCAGUUUCUCCAUUCUGUGAAAGUGGUGUAAUACUUAUCUACCUCCCUUGAAUGUUGUGAAAAUUAGUCAAUGUUAGUAAAGCACUUUUGAAAUAAAGAGUGAUGUGAAA